Cyphellophora attinorum is the source of this 1383-nucleotide messenger RNA. Its product is annotated as Peroxisomal adenine nucleotide transporter 1. NCBI's taxonomy places the organism in Eukaryota, Fungi, Ascomycota, Eurotiomycetes, Chaetothyriales, Cyphellophoraceae. The transcript has a single exon. The record is from RefSeq and is a predicted model, not a curated record. The coding region runs from base 1 to 1383 and encodes 460 amino acids.
AUGUCCACGAUCUACAACUCCCAGCUCGACGCCUUCGAACUCCACCACCUCGUCCAGGAACUCUCCUCCUCCUCCACCCCACACCCUUCCACCACGAGUAGUCCGAUCCUCGAAGCCCUCCAACACGCCCUCUCCGGCGCCACGGGAGCCGCCCUCUCCAACAUCCUCAUCUACCCUUUGGACCUGAUCAUCACCAGACUGCAGAUCCAGCGCCAACUCCACAAACAUACCACAUCAUCAAGCGACAGGUCGAGAAACGCGGAAGAAUACAAGAGCUUAAGCGACGCCGUAACCAAAAUCGCAGACAAGGAUGGCUGGCAGGGCCUCUGGGCGGGGUGCAAGGGAGACACGAUGAAGACGGUGUUGGAUGUCGGCGGAUUCUUUUUGGUGUAUACUUGGGUCCGGGGGCGGGUACUCGCGAGGCGAAGCCGAGCAGCACAUCUGACUGCGUGGGAGGAGCUGAGUGUGGGCUGGGUUAGCGGGAGUAUGGUACGAGCGGUGGUGAUGCCGUGGAGUGUUGUUGUUGCGCGGGCGCAGACGAGGGGGAUGGGUCCAUCGGGCUCUGACAGGGACCAGCAGAAGGGUGAAUCGUUGCGGCAGAUCGCUGAGCAAAUCUACCGUGAAAAAGGCCUACAGGGCUUCUGGGCGGGGUAUCAAGCCGCGUUAGUCCUUACGCUGAACCCCAGUCUGACGUUUGCGCUGCAUGCGGUGCUGAGUCGGAGUCUGCCGCGGAGCCUGAGGGAGAAGCAGGGCGCAGUGACGACGUUCUUGGUGAGUGCAAGCAGUAAGGCUGUCGCGAGUGCGGUUAUGUACCCGUUCAGUCUGGCGAAGACGCGGCUGAUGGUCGGUGGGAGGCGGGAGAGGGAGUAUGAGGAGGAUGCAGAAAAAGAGGUUGAGGCGAAGGCGAGCGGAAAUAAGGGAUUGAAGAAGGAGAUUGUGAGGGAGACGUUGUUGAGCACGUUGAUGGGGAUUGUUGAGAACGAGGGGAUUGGGGGUUUGUAUGAGGGUUUGGGGUUGGAGAUGUGUAAGGGCUUUCUGAGUCACGGGAUCACCAUGGUCGUCAAACAAGCUGUGCAGCGGUUUGUUGUCAAACUAUGGUAUAUCCUCAGUGUCUUGUCAAGACGGUACCGACGAAGAAUAAGUGGAGAGAGGAUGAAGAAAAGAGCGACGGAGACUGUCGAGUACUAUAAUCUUGCGAUGGCGCGGGCGGGGGAAAAGAUCGAGCAUGGGGUGAAAGAGACGGUGGAAUGGACGAGACAGAAGGCAAAUGAAACGGCGGAGUUUGUGGGAGAGUAUGUGGAAGAGGGCGAUACGGAGGGUUGGAGGGAGGCGUAUUUGGGCCCGUUGGACUUGUCGAGGUGGUUGGAUGAGCGGAAGAAGUGA